UCUGCAGGUGACAGCUGUACCACCACCUGUGCCCUACACAAGCUCCCUUCAAGCAUGGCAUCGGCCUAGGACCAUGGGGAUCCAUGCAGAACCGGUUCAGGACUUGGUAGUCAGGAAGCCAAAGCCAUCCACCAGGAGCGUGUGCAAAUCAACACUCUAUCAAGCAUACACUGGACCCCUGCCUGAUCCCAACAUGCUGGCUAUUGGGGAGAAGCUCACAAACAUCAGGCCGCAACCACUGAUCUCGUCUGUGCUGCACGGCCUAUCGCAGCUGUCGAUGGUAGACUCCAAGUUCGGACCUGUGCCACGAGGAUCCCCCCUGUCAUACCAGUGUCCUCCUGUGGUCAAAUGUGGGGAUUACAUCCAGCACCCAGAGGCACCAGCAUUCCCGAAUCUGCCCUUAGAGGACUCAACAUUUCCCACCCAAAUUCCACAAUUUGAAAAAAACUCAAUCCAAAUUUUGCAUUUCGACACUUUAACUGUUACAUAUAAUAUGGCAAGUGACAUAGAGAAGCAGACAAGAGAACAGUCUGAGUGCCCACUAUGGCAAGCUCUACGAAAGCCGAGAGUAACAGCAAGUAGAUUUUAUGAGGUUAGCCACGUCAGAGGGGUGUCCUCUGGUGAGUCCCUGGCAUUGAGAAUACUUAAGGGCACUCGCCAGACUCCUGCCAUGAAGAGGGGGCUGGAGCGGGAGCCACAGGUGCUGGAGCACUAUGCACAGGUGUGCAAUGUCAAUGUGGGUCGCUGUGGGUUAGUCAUUCACCCUCAAGCUCCUCACCUGGGGGCUAGCCCUGAUGCAAGGGUAUAUGACCCAAAUGAAAUUCCAUGUUUUGGCCUUGCUGAGGUGAAAUGCCCAGCCAUUUCAAACAUCACACAGGCAGGACAUGUAAAAAUUACUAAUGGGAAGGCGAAACUUAAAAGAAACCACAAGUACUACUGGCAGGUUCAAGGCCAACUUGCAGUAACUGGCUUGAGUUGGUGCGAUUUCAUUACGGAUACAGAGGAGGACUUAACCAUUGAAAGAGUGUGGAGGGAUGAUGAAUUGAUUGGAGAGAUGAAGGAGAAGGUUGACGUGUACUUUUUUGGUACAUUCAUGAAUGUUUAUCUUUUGCCCAAAGAAGUGUAAUUAACCAAAUGAUUAUUGAAAGAAUUCAUGAAUAAAUGAAGUGCACGACUAAAGGUUUCCAUGAUUUCCUCGUUCGAGUACGCAAGUAUAUCCUAACAUUACA
This is a messenger RNA of Engraulis encrasicolus (European anchovy), 1229 nucleotides long. RefSeq lists its product as uncharacterized. The coding region runs from base 74 to 1126 and encodes 350 amino acids. The transcript has 3 exons. The record is from RefSeq and is a predicted model, not a curated record. Lineage: Eukaryota; Metazoa; Chordata; Actinopteri; Clupeiformes; Engraulidae.